AUGGCUGCUCCGACGAUAAGAACCGUCGCGAUUGAUCGUCACCGUAACCUCUUCCCCCUCCGUCAUCAGCCGCUGGAUGACCGUCGUUCGUACUCUUCUCACCCUCUCGUCGUUGGAGUUGGGGUUCAGUGGGCACCGGCAGGUUUUCACUCUAAUCCUCCACAAAACAGCUAUUACUCCGAUCAACAAUCUGGGAGCUACGACGACGAUCCUCCACCAGAUUGUUACUACGGAGUUCCUUCACCAGGUUACUACUACGCCGAUCAUCCACCGUGUAGCUACGUCGAUCCUCCACCGGACACUCUCCAGUUAUGCGUUGGUAAACGAUGUCUGAUAAUCCAGCUAUCUCACUGUAACCGUAUCCCCGAAGACCUCCGUAGUUUUCUCGCGGAUCCACAAACUACUUUCGUCGGCGUUUGGAAUAGCCAAGACGCGAGAAAGUUAGCUCAAUCUAGACACAGACUGGUGAUUGCGGAAAUUCUGGACAUAAGGAACUAUGUUACAGAUUCGGAAGGUAGAAGCUUGAGUGCUUGUUCGUUUGAGACGAUUGUUGAAGAAUGUAUGGGUUAUCAAGGAGUGAGGCUAGAUCCGGAGAUAAGCAUGAGUGAUUGGAGCGUUUACAAUCUUUGCGAUGAACAGAUUCUUCAGGCGUCACUAGAUGCUUAUGUUUGCUUUGAGCUUGGUGUUUGGGCUCGUUUAUGGGAAGCUUGA
This is a messenger RNA of Arabis nemorensis, 711 nucleotides long. The record is from the annotation of a GenBank genome assembly. Lineage: Eukaryota; Viridiplantae; Streptophyta; Magnoliopsida; Brassicales; Brassicaceae.